GCAGAUACUGAAAUGACAAACAUGGAAGAGGGAUUGUUAUUACCAAAAGGCAAAGAUCAACUAGAGCAGGGAAAAGGGUCAGGCAGUACUAGUAUUCCAACAUGGUUUUCGUUCUUCGAAGAAGUGAAGAAGCUGGGAUGCAUAGCAGGACCUAUGGUUGCUGUGAUUCUAUCCCAGUACUUGUUGCAGAUCGUUUCCAUGAUGAUGGUUGGUCACCUCGGUGAGGUAGCUCUCUCUAGCACCGCCAUAGCCAUCUCCCUGGCCGGUGUCACCGGCUUUAGUCUUUUUUUAGGAAUGGCCAGUGCACUUGAAACUUUAUGUGGGCAAGCUUAUGGAGCUAAGCAGUAUCAGAAACUUGGACUUCAAACUUACACUGCUAUAUUUUCUCUCAACUUAGUUUGUCUUCCUAUAUCUUUCAUAUGGUUCUAUGUGGAGGACUUACUGAUCUUCAUGGGCCAAGACCCUGCAAUUUCGCACGAAGCUGGCAAAUUUACAAUCUGGCUUAUUCCUGCUCUAUUUGCUUAUGCAACUCUUCAACCUCUCAUUAGAUAUUUUCAGACACAGAGUUUAGUAAUUCCUAUGUUCAUAAGCUCUUGCGCUACCCUUUUGUUCCACAUUCCUCUCUGUUGGGUUCUAGUAUUCAAGUCUGGCCUUGGUAACUUGGGAGGAGCAUUGGCAAUCAGCAUUUCGUAUUGGGUGAAUGCGAUUAUACUUGGAGCAUACAUGAAGUUUUCUUCUGCAUGCUCAAAAACUAGAGCUCCCAUUUCUAUGGAGGUAUUCCGAGGAACUGGAGAGUUCUUUAGCUUCGCAGUCCCUUCUGCAGUAAUGAUAUGCCUUGAGUGGUGGUCAUAUGAGCUGCUUGUCUUACUGUCUGGACUUUUACCUAAUCCUGCUCUUGAAACUUCAGUGUUGUCUGUAUGUCUGCAGACCAUUUCAACACUCUAUGCAAUACCGUAUGGAUUUGGUGCAGCAGCAAGCACUAGAGUUUCAAAUGAACUAGGAGCUGGCAACCCUGAAGGUGCUCGAAUAGCUACUUGCGCUGCCAUGUUUCUUGCUGUCACAGAGACAACUAUAGUGACCACAACCCUCUUUUGCUGCCGGCAUGUGUUUGGUUACCUCUUUAGCAACGAGGAAGAAGUCAUUGAUUAUGUCAGAACCAUGGCUCCUCUAGCCUGCCUGUCUGUUUUAUUAGACAGCUUGCAAGGGGUCCUUUCAGGUGUUGCUAGAGGCUGUGGGUGGCAGCACAUUGGGGCUUAUAUAAACCUUGGAGCAUUUUAUCUAUGUGGGAUUCCAGUUGCUGCUACAUUGGCUUUCUUGGUACAACUAAGAGGAAGGGGCCUCUGGAUUGGUAUACAAGUUGGUGCUUUUGUGCAAACCACUCUGCUUGCUUUUGUAACAACUUGUACAAACUGGGAAACACAGGCUAGUAAGGCAAGGGAGAGAAUAUUCGAGGGCAGCUCUCCGGUCAAUAAUGGAUUGUGCCACUAAGCAGAGAUCAGUGAAUUUCCAAUGAGCUUAAUAUAUGUAUCUAUACUUUUAGGCAAUGAAAUUGUGGUAAUAACUCAUAAAAAUCUGAUUGUCAUGAACAGAACCGAAACCAUGCGGAUAGGUUUGAAUCUGAUUGACAUGAACAGGCAUUGCAGAUAGGCUAUCUGCAAUUGAUAAAGAUGCUCCGAUUGGCAAUACCGCACCCAAAUGUCAUAUCAGAAUGUACUACUAGUUUAUUGAAAAUUAUCUGGAAAGAAGUAUUAUAGCAUAGAAGAUCUUCUUUUGUAUUCUCUCUUGUCAUUUACACAAAUGGAGAUUUAUCAGAUACAAGAGUUAAGGUUUAUCUAG
This is a messenger RNA of Fragaria vesca subsp. vesca, 1836 nucleotides long. Its product is annotated as MATE efflux family protein 9-like. NCBI's taxonomy places the organism in Eukaryota, Viridiplantae, Streptophyta, Magnoliopsida, Rosales, Rosaceae. The coding region runs from base 13 to 1488 and encodes 491 amino acids. The record is from RefSeq and is a predicted model, not a curated record. Gene Ontology annotation, cellular component: membrane. The transcript has 7 exons. Gene Ontology annotation, molecular function: antiporter activity; xenobiotic transmembrane transporter activity. Gene Ontology annotation, biological process: xenobiotic detoxification by transmembrane export across the plasma membrane.